AUGGCUUCACAAGCGAAGAAUGUGGGAAUUCUCGCCAUCGAAAUCUACUUCCCUCCCACUUGCAUCCAGCAGGAAGUGUUGGAGGCUCAUGAUGGAGCAAGCAAAGGGAAAUACACAAUUGGGCUUGGCCAAGAUUGCAUGGGGUUUUGUACUGAGGUUGAAGAUGUCAUUUCGAUGAGUUUGACAGCUGUUAGUUCUCUUCUUGAGAAAUACGGGGUUGACCCAAAGCAGAUCGGUCGUCUGGAAGUUGGAAGUGAGACUGUACUAGACAAGAGCAAGUCUAUUAAGACAUUCUUGAUGCCCAUCUUUGAGAAAAGUGGAAAUACCGACAUAGAAGGUGUUGACUCAACCAAUGCAUGCUAUGGGGGAACUGCAGCUCUCUUCAACUGCGUCAAUUGGGUGGAAAGUAGUUCAUGGGAUGGACGAUAUGGGCUCGUUGUCUGCACAGACAGUGCGGUCUAUGCAGAGGGGCCAGCCAGGCCAACUGGAGGAGCUGCAGCUAUUGCCAUGCUAAUAGGGCCUAAUGCUCCUAUUGUGUUUGAAAGCAAGUUCAGGGGUAGUCAUAUGGCUCAUGCCUAUGAUUUUUACAAGCCUAAUCUUGCCAGCGAAUAUCCAGUAGUCGAUGGCAAGCUUUCUCAGACUUGCUAUCUCAUGGCACUCGAUUCUUGUUAUAAAACCUUCUGUAACAAGUACGAGAAAUUGGAGGGCAAACAGUUUUCAGUUGCUGAUGCCGAAUACGUUGUCUUUCAUUCCCCAUAUAACAAGGUAAUUAGUGAGCAGAAUGCCAGCUACAUUGAUGAGGCUGCUAAAGAAAAGCUUGCUCCAUUUUCGUCUUUAACUAGCAAUGAAAGCUACCAAAGUCGUGAUCUUGAAAAGGCAUCUCAGCAAGUUGCAAAGCCCUUUUAUGAUGCAAAGGUGCAGCCAUCCACUUUAAUUCCGAAGCAAGUCGGCAACAUGUACACCGCAUCAAUCUAUGCUGCAUUUGCGUCUCUGCUUCACAAUAAAAAUAGCACACUGGCUGGGCAGAGGGUGAUCUUGUUCUCCUAUGGUAGUGGUUUGAGUGCCACUAUGUUUUCAGUCCGUUUUAACGAGGGUCAACAUCCUUUUUGCCUAUCCAAUAUUGAAACUGUCAUGAAUGUUUCAGAGAAGUUGAAAUCAAGACACGAGUUCCCUCCAGAAAAAUUCGUUGAGAUCAUGCAGGUAAUGGAGCAUAGGUACGGUGCCAAGGACUUCGUGACAAACAAGGACACAAGUCUUUUGGCGCCGGGCACAUACUUCCUUACUCACGUUGAUUCAAUGUAUCGAAGAUUCUAUUCCAAGAAGCCUUUUGAGAAUGGCUCACUCGCCAAUGGUCACUAA
Molecule: messenger RNA, 1359 nt
Organism: Fraxinus pennsylvanica
Lineage: Eukaryota; Viridiplantae; Streptophyta; Magnoliopsida; Lamiales; Oleaceae
Source: the annotation of a GenBank genome assembly